AUGACCACAAUGCUGUUUCCUCUCACAGUGGCCUUCAGUUUCGUCGCCAUCCUCACAGAGCCACUGUUGUGCGUCUCUGCCGCUGUGGGACGUCAGGACAUUGAGGCGUGGGUGCCGCUUGAUACCACCCUGGCAGUUGGUCGUGCGCACAGCGCCGUUUUGUUUGUGAAUGCGUCGUUCCUCGUCGUUGGCGGGUGCACGGACCCGGGCUGUAAUUUGCAGGUGAAUGCGGUGGACACAAUUGAUCCCGGUCUGCAGACUGUCACAAGGCACGGUGAGCUCCCUAUCAUGCUGCAGAUGCCGGUGCUCAGCACCCACUCACAGGCCAUGUCGGUGCCGCUUCUUGUAGCAGGCCCCACCACACUCGUGCGCGUCGACGGCACGGACGACGAGGACUGGGCACUCUACGUGGUCGGCGCGUGCAGCUACUACCUGCCAGAGCAUCAGGGAUCGCCCCAGUCAAGUCUCGUGCGGCAGAAGUAUUCGGGCAUUUGGCGUCUCUCAAAUGAUCUGACGCGUGUCGAGGACCACUACAGCAUCCACCCAGAUCCAUUGGUCGACAGACCGGUGGGGGAGAUGGAGCCGCCGCUCUACCGCGCAAACGCCAGCUGCAUUUCCAAUAGGCAUCUACUCUUAAUUGUUGGUGGUGUAGACAUCGACACGGGGAGGCCUCUCAGAUCCGUAGACGUCUACAACACGAAGACACGACACUACACAUCCGAUGCCUUUCAGCUUAAGGUGGCUGUGCGGAAUCCGCUCGUGGCUGUUGAUAGUGAGCUUGUAUACGUUGCAGGUGGCGAGAUGCAAGUCAUGGUAGACGCAACAGAGUCACGUAUGGAAUCGGUCUGCAGGCGUUCAGCUCGCAACGUCCGUCACAACCUCUCGGGAAGCGGCGAUUAUCACACAACUUUUUGGUGUCCGUCCGUCGCCGUGCAAGCGAUAACACUGAACAUGAGAGCAGAAAUCAACAACACAGAAACCAGUGAAAAUUUCACUUGCCUUCACUCUGUUGGAAACUUGCCUGCCAAUAUGGAGCUCAUUGGUAGCACUGGUAAAGAGGGUAACUUUCUUCUAUCCAGCAAAAGACAUCUAUUCGCUUUCAAUGGCAAGCUAUGUGUGGUGCUGAACAGCAGCUUCGUGAACUGUCUGGACUUAGAGCAGCAGCUGAAGUGUCCUUGGUCCCUCGAUUCAACGGACGAUUGGCAACCGCUGUGUGGAACUGCAUCCUUUCCACCCGUUGUCGCGUCAUCGCCAUUCGCGUUUCCACUUUCGGUUGGUGUUCUUGGCGCUGUAUUGGCCUUCUUUGAGAUUGGUGGAUUCGAGAAGAAUAUGGAGGCCUCUGCGCGUGUGUUUUACCGAAUAAGUAGCUUGGGCGUCACGAGUGUGCCGAAUGUGAGUCCAUUGGUGCAGAGCGGCAAGCCGCUGAGCCUCACACUCCACCCACCAAAGAAUGGCUACGUGCGGCUCUCUGGAAGCCCUGCGUGCAGCGGAAAUGCAGCAGGAACGCAGGAUGUGCGCGUAUUCAAUCGCCCCGACGAAACAACCGCCGCCGUCUUCCUGCCCACCGCCGAGAACGAGCACGUGUACGUCUGUUUUGCCAACAGCCCAGUGGAGCUGUCGUGCAAGAACGAUGACUGCUUUGCCCCCAACGCGCUUUCAUACCUUUAUAGCCCCAUCACCUUCACGCCGUUUCGCAUCCGCCACGACCUCAGUCCUUCCCACGGCGGCGGUAAAAGUGAACGUGGCAUGCUUGGUGUGAGUGUCGUCCUUAGCUUAGUGGCUGGGUCCAUCAUUGUGACUAUCAGCGCACUUAUGUUUGUUCGCUUUGUGUGUAAAAAUGAGGACAGGAGUGAUUUCUCGGCAUGUCUCCUCCUCCCUGAGGACGAGGACGGCUACAACAACAACAACAACGAUGAGGGUGCUCAGCAGCUGCAGAAGAAGCCAGAACGCGAUCGCAAAUCCCCUCACUUGGAAGAACGCACCGCCACUGGUAUCAACAGCAUAGGCAACGGCCCCGCUUCCAUCAGUCCACCAGCAGUGCGGCUGAACCCGAGGGCAGAGAAGGACUCUCUGGUGAAGAACACAACACACGGCUCACGUUACGAGGUGGUGCGGCGCAUUGGGGAAGGGGCAUUCUCGUCAGUGCACUUAGUGCGACGCAAGACCGAUGGACAGCGGUUCGCACUCAAGUUUCUAGUAUGCGCGGAUAACAAGGAGCGAUUAGAUGCUAUUCGGGAGUGUGAAACAAUUAACUCGGUGCAGGGUCACCCCAACAUCAUCCGCCUCGUAGACAUGUUUAUGAACUACGAGUUUGGCGAUAGCCAGACCGUGACAGAGCCUCUCCCUGGUGCACUGGCCACAUCGCCAUCGUCGGUAUUAGCACCGCAGUGGGGUGCAGCAGCAGCAGCAGCAGCAGGCAUGGUAAAGCAUCAGGUCUUUGCCCCAUACCAAAAGGCGGUAGUACCGGGUAAGCAACAACAGCAGUGGCAGCAGCAGCAAACCACACAAAUGACACCUGUUGAGGUGUCAUUGCCAUUAAAGUUGGCACAGGAGGAAUUGCCGCCUCCUUUGAUGGCAGCAUCCCUCAAGAACGUAAAGAACGUCCCUGCAAGCCGCAAUCUGGCAAGACAGGGACAGGGGGCACAGCUCAUGUUGAGUGAGGCAGAUGCACAGCGACUAGCGUCAGAGAUGGCAUCCCGUCAGAUACCGCAGCGCAAUGCUUGGGUGACGGAAUAUGGAAACUAUGAAGUUGAGGCUGUGAAGCAAGUAUCCGAUCCAAAGGCUCAUCCUCCAGUGAUCCCGGCAGCUUUGGAAGUACAACACCAACAACAGCCGCCGAUGCGCACAAGCAACUCUCCAUCGCUGCAGAACUUGAGCAGUAGUGCCCCCCAGCGAUCAGGGCUGCACAGUCCAAAUACUGCCAACAUUACUACUAAUGUGCCGGUGGUGGCGGUGCCACCGUUACAGAUGAAGAACACGGUGCAUUACUGCAACUUUGCGCAUCCAUCGUCCCAGCAUCUGCUCCCAUCCGUGCUAACAACAACAGCGCCACAGCAGCAAGUGGGAGGGGGACAGCAAGAAGGGUUGUUGAUGCGCGAGCAGCGUACGUCGCAGGAGCGACGCCGUGUCAUCCGCUACAAAGACUUUGACGCCACCUCGACCGCUACUGGUGGUGCCCUGUUUUCGCUGCCGUUUGCACAAAACACGACACAAGCCCCGUGUGUGGCCCCUGCGACGUAUGCACCCAUCCGAUAUGUGCAGCCUGCUGUGGAGAACAUGCAGUACACCAACUUCGCUGCUGCCGGUUCAGGUACCAGCAACACAUGUGGUGUGGCUGUAGUGAGGACUAAACCAAAAUCCGUUGCAGAUGCAGUGCGUGCUGCUCGUAUGCCCAAGCCUAACAAUGGUGAGACAUGCGUCGUUGCGUCAAUGGCAACGCCUGGUAGCACAGCCGCCACCGUCGUCAAGAAUGAUCCCAUCUAUACUACUGCAGCAGCAGCAGCAGCAGCGAAUAGUCCACAGCCUUCGACCUUGCAGCAGCCUCAACACGAAGCGGAGGGCGCUAGGAAGGUCAACCCCUCGCCCAAUGUCGCCUGUUUGAAAGACAAAACUCAAAUAGCACAGCCGCAAGACUGUAAAAAAGAUGCUGAUAAGUCUUUGUUGAAGGUGGCACCUGGCGCUAAGUCGUCAGUGCUGGAACCGGUCAUCAGGCGCCCGCUAGCGGCAGCCCAUGGCGCCAUCAACCCGGUAACAACCGGCACGUCUGAGAGCGGACCGGUGCACACACGCUUCUUGGGACUCGUUAUGGAGUACCAUCCAAUGGGAGAUCUGUGCGGUUACGUCCUGCGUCACUCAGCGAAGCACAACGCGGAGUUGCGGCGCCAGCUAGAUGAUGAGAGGGCGCGUAUGGCAAGGGCGCGCGAGGAAAUGGGCAGGAGAAUGGAAGAUGAGGCGGGAAGUUGGGUGCACUUCGUUCCUGAUGAUGAUAGCAGCUUCUCCAUUUUCCGCCCUGGCAAGUCAGUGAAGUGUUUCAGCCAAGACACGCACUGUCAGUCGUCGCUUGAUCGCCUCAACGGCGCGUCGAUUAACACCACGGCGGGGUCGUGCAGCUGCAGUAAUGAUGACAUCAGAGGUAGCAACUGCGGUAGCCUCAGCAAGGAGGAGGAGGAUAGCUUUAUCAUGCGUUCCAACGCCUUCACGGAGCCACAGCUGCAGUCGGUCGCCUACCAGCUCUCCAUGGUGCUGCAGCACCUGCACUCACAGAAGCCACCCAUCGUGCAUCGCGACCUCAAGCCGGAGAACAUUCUCAUUCGUGGCGAACCGACCGACGACGACAGCGAAAGGCACCGCCAUGGCAGCAGCGACGAGGGCGUCCAGGCGGAGCACCACAAUGAUCACCAUCACCGCCACAGCAAGAACCAUGAAGGUAAUGAGGACGGUAGUGGUGCACCUUGGCACCGAAAGCUCCAUAGCUCCUCACGCCAGCACGGAUGCACGGUCAAACUAACACAAGACGUCAUCCCCAUUGUUGUAACGGACUUUGGCCUGGCGUUCGUGCAGGAGGAUCGGCGCCGCACCGGUCGUGGAGGCGGCACACGGCCGUAUAUUGCCCCCGAAUGUUGGAGCGGUCAGACAACCACCGCGAGUGAUGUAUGGAGCCUCGGUUGUGUGCUGUACGCCCUUGCCACGGCGCGUGUGACGGCGCAGACGGUACGUAUCAUGUACGAAGAGGCGAAGCGUGAGGGGUUUGCUGCAAUGGUACUGAAUGACAUUUUAGGGGCAAACUACUCAUUGGCAUUUGCGAGCUUUGUCGUCUCGCUGCUUGUGGUGAACGCGAGUAAGCGCCCCACUGCGGCGAUGGCGAUGCAGUGCUUCAUGGUCGAGGACGGUGUUGUGCGGUUUAACCCCAACUGCCCCUUCUUCAGCAACGUGCUCGAUCUGUAA
This is a messenger RNA of Trypanosoma grayi, 4944 nucleotides long. Its product is annotated as putative protein kinase. Gene Ontology annotation, molecular function: protein binding; ATP binding; protein kinase activity. The record is from RefSeq and is a predicted model, not a curated record. Gene Ontology annotation, biological process: protein phosphorylation. Bases 1 to 4944 code for a protein of 1647 amino acids. Lineage: Eukaryota; Euglenozoa; Kinetoplastea; Trypanosomatida; Trypanosomatidae. The transcript has a single exon.